Xiphophorus hellerii (green swordtail) is the source of this 2123-nucleotide messenger RNA. RefSeq names its product lectin, mannose-binding 2-like b (gene lman2lb). Gene Ontology annotation, biological process: endoplasmic reticulum to Golgi vesicle-mediated transport. NCBI's taxonomy places the organism in Eukaryota, Metazoa, Chordata, Actinopteri, Cyprinodontiformes, Poeciliidae. Gene Ontology annotation, molecular function: D-mannose binding. The record is from RefSeq and is a predicted model, not a curated record. Gene Ontology annotation, cellular component: COPII-coated ER to Golgi transport vesicle; Golgi membrane; endoplasmic reticulum membrane. The transcript is spliced from 8 exons. The coding region runs from base 35 to 1090 and encodes 351 amino acids.
AACCACGUGACCCAUUUAAAGUGGGAGCGUAAAGAUGGCAGCCAAUGUCAGCGAAUUAAACAUGGCUCGACUAAGAAGUUCGGUGUUUUCAGUGCUCCAGUCGGACCUCCUCCGUCAGUCACUCUGCGUCCUGGUGGCUUUCUGCGUCCUGACGCAGCAGGCGCUGGCAGAGCAGCAGGAGUUUCUCGAGGACUUUCUGAAGCGGGAGUAUUCUCUGGUGAAACCGUAUCGAGGACUGGGCUUCUCCAGCUCCUCCCAGUGGGAUCUGAUGGGAACGGCCAUGGUGACACCUGACCAUGUGAGGCUGACCCCAGACCAGCAGAGCAGACAGGGAGCGGUGUGGAGCCGGAUCCCGUUCGUCUUGAGGGAUUGGGAACUUAGAGUUCACUUUAAAAUCCAUGGCAUCGGAAAGAAAAACCUAAACGGAGAUGGACUUGCCAUCUGGCUUACCAGAGAUCGCAUGCAGAAUGGUCCCGUUUUUGGCAACAUGAACCAGUUUGUUGGACUUGGACUAUUUGUGGACACUUACCCAAACGCAGAUAAGACCCACGAUAGGACCUUUCCGUACGUCUCGGUAAUGCUGGGAAACGGAACCCUGACGUACGACCACGACCGUGACGGGCGGACCACCGAGCUCGGAGGAUGCACGGCCAUGACGCGCAAUUCCAUUUAUGACACCUUCCUGCUGGUCAGAUACUCAAAGAACAAGUUAACGCUCAUGGUGGAUGUGGACGGGAAACAGGAAUGGAGAGACUGUGCUGAAGUCAGUGGGCUGAGGCUUCCCACUGGAUACUACCUGGGUGCCUCCUCUGUUACUGGAGACUUGUCAGAUAACCACGACGUCAUCUCAAUGAAAGUGUACCAGCUGACUGUAGAGAGGACUCCAGAGGAAGAGGAGGAAGAGGUGGUCACCGUCCCGCGGGUGGACGACAUGUACCAGUUUCAAGUGGACGUGGAGGAGGAGGGGAUGAGUGGGCUGCAGCUGUUCUUCACCCUGCUGUUCUCCGUCCUGGGCCUGGCCGUGCUGGCCGUGGUGGGACUGGUGCUUUACGGCCGCUGGAAGGAAAACAAGCGCAAACGCUUCUACUGAGAGGCGCUGCUUCUCAGAACACAGGUCCUCGGUGCACAUUAGAUCAACUAGAGACCGCCAUGCUGUGACUGGAACUGAGACUGACGACCUUCUGGGUCGAACGUGGAGAGAACACGAGCGGGAUGGACAGAUAAGUCAGGUGGAUAGUGUUUUAAUAUCUUUUUUUUUUCUUUAAGUUCUCUGGAGGAUGUGAAGGUCUCAGCAGGUUAUCUGCUGAGUGAGACUCUGUCCUCACCAACAGGAGGCAACAAAAGAAUCAAGUGUCCAGAAUCAAAUUGCUGUGUGGACUUCACUGACAUCAUGAUACGGGAGCUAAUGCUAAAGUUUAAGGCAGCGCACCACCAAUCAUCUUCCUGUGGGAAACACGGACAAAUCUCUGGUAGGAAAGUAAAGCGGUGUAAAUAUAAGCACUGCUUUGCUGUUACACCAGGCAGGAAGUUUGACCCUAAACAAGUUCCGUUCUCAGCAGGACAUUUAUUGGGGACGCACCACCUCUACUUCCUGUCUAGCCAUUGGUUUCUCAGUCAGUAGCUCUGAAAGUGAAAGUUUUGUAAUAAUGAGAUGGUUCCAGCCGCCAUCUUCAGCCUCCUGGAACAACUCAUCUGGGUUUAUCUAAAUGGACAUGCCAGCAAAUGUUUACUUACUGCCUGUGUUUUUAAUCAGACAGUAUCUUUACAUCCUCUGUUCUCACUGCCAGUUUCAACAGGAAAAUCAUUGGUGAAGCAAAGUCACGAAAAAAAUCUGAACUAUCUCUUUAAGUUCCUUUGUUCUGUUAUGAGUGUAAAUUUAGUUUUUAUAUCGGUGACAUCACAAAUCGAAUUAUCCAAUCAGUGGACAGAUUGACUCUGCCUCAGUGAUCUAAAUAAGUCUGUAAGCAGUGGCUGUCCUUUGAUUGGACAAGUAGGUUUGGCAUUAAGUCCAGGCUGUCCAAUCAGUUUGAGGUGUGAAAACGUCAGAAGUAUUCAGAGCGCAGGAGUUCCAGACAAUGUGAUUCCUGGGGGGAAAAAAAAAAGUUUUCUCAAGUUUCACUAAA